Messenger RNA from Sardina pilchardus (European sardine), 1456 nucleotides. Its product is annotated as secretagogin-like. Gene Ontology annotation, cellular component: nucleus; cytosol; terminal bouton. The record is from RefSeq and is a predicted model, not a curated record. The coding region runs from base 1 to 819 and encodes 272 amino acids. Lineage: Eukaryota; Metazoa; Chordata; Actinopteri; Clupeiformes; Clupeidae. Gene Ontology annotation, biological process: regulation of long-term synaptic potentiation; regulation of presynaptic cytosolic calcium ion concentration. The transcript is spliced from 11 exons. Gene Ontology annotation, molecular function: calcium ion binding.
AUGGACAGCACCUUAGACAAUCUGGAUGCCGCCUCCUUUUUGCAAAUCUGGAAGCAUUUUGACUUUGACGAUAAUGGCUUUAUUGAGGGAAAAGAGCUGAACGAGUUUUUCAGAUAUCUAAUGAAUAAGCUCGGGCUAAGCGAGGAAGACACAGAAGUCAAAUUGCAUAAAUUGAAAGAAAACUUCAUGUCUUUAUAUGACUCAAGCAUGGACGGUCGCCUGCAGAUUCAAGAGGUGGCUAACAUGCUUCUGCCAGAGGAUGAAAACUUCUUGCUCCUGUUCCGCAGGGAGACUCCGCUGAAUAGUAGUGUGGAAUUCAUGAGGAUUUGGAGGAACUAUGAUGUAGAUGGUAGUGGUUACAUUUCAUCUGGAGAGCUAAAGGGUUUCCUGCAUGAUCUCUUUCUGCAACACAAGAGGGAAAUUUCCACAGACAAACUCCAGGAAUACACUGACGCCAUGAUGCUGUUGUUUGAUAAGAACAGAGAUGGCCAUCUGGAUUUGAAUGAUUUAGCCAGAAUUCUAGCACUUAAGGAGAAUUUCCUUUUGAAGUUUGAGAUGCAGGCUUGCACUCAAGAAGAGAGAAAAAGGGAUUUUGAGAAGAUAUUUGCUCACUAUGAUGUGAGUAAGACAGGAGCUUUAGAGGGACCAGAGGUGGAUGGUUUUGUGAAAGACAUGAUGGAGCUUGUGAAGCCGGACUUAACUGGAGGGGACCUGGACAAGUUCCGAAAGUCUUUGCUGAGCCAUUGUGAUGUCAACGGGGACGGAAAGAUCCAGAAGAAUGAGCUGGCGCUGUGUCUAGGGCUCAAGAUCAAUUCUUAAAGCCUAUGUAACAGCUAAAGGGAGCUAGAGCAUGUUUUCCACAUUACCAUUGACUGUCAUCACAUGCUAAUCGCUAAUGCCAAACUUUGUUGAUAAUGUGAUAAUAUUGCAUGUGUUAGCUUUUAAAUUCCAAGGAAUUGAUUAAAGAGUUUUGUUCAUUCAUAGGCCUGUGUAGAUCUGUGAUUAUAUGUUGUCUGUUGGUGAUAUGUUAUGCUAUAUUGUACAUUUUAUAUGCAAUAUUAUUAAUUUUAGAUUAGUUAUAGGCGCUGUGCACUCAGAAUGUAGCAUUGAGAGUACUGCAAACCAUGUUAUCAUGAUUCAUGUAUGCUUAGUGUACAAUAUCAAUGUGUUUUGUCAUCAUUUUAAUGAUGUAACUACUAAUACAACAAACAAACAGCCAUUUCAAACAUAAGAACAUAAAUAAACUCAAAUACACUUUCAAAUGAACGGAAAAGCAAUCAAGGAAAAGCGCUUGUUACUGUAAAUACACAAUACCAAUUAAUGUAUAAUUCAACACAUUCUUUGAACUCUCCCUUUUUGAUUUUGAGACCUUACUGAUGUUUUUAAGCUCUGUUAACAUUAAUGAGUGCAUUGAAUAAACAUGGCCUGGUGGUAAUAGGUCCCUGCUGAGCUGCUU